AAAAUCUGUAGAGUUAGCGAAGAUUCUCGAGAAAAGGAAGAUUAAUAUAGCUUGUGUAUAUGAGACUAGGUGGGCAGGAGAUAAGGCACGGGAUGUAGGCAGUUUCAAACUUUGGCAUUCUGGGAGGGUGGGGGGUAGGAACGGGGUAGGUAUCUUGGUUGAUAAGGACCUCCGGGAACUAGUGGUGGAGGUUAGGAGGGUGAAUGACAGGUUGAUGACUAUUAAGCUAGUUGUUGGAGGUUUUACUUUGAACAUAAUCAAUGCGUACGCACCCCAAGCAGGCUUGGAUGAGGAAGUCAAGAAGCGUUUUUAGGAGGAUUUGGAUGAGAUGGUGCGUGGUAUCCCGCAUACCGAGAAGCUUUUCAUAUGAGGAGAUUUCAACGGACACAUUAGAGCGAUGUCUGGGGGGUAUGAUGAUGUGCAUGGUGGCUUUGGUUUUGGAGAUAGAAACGGAGGAGGAACGUCUCUUCUGGACUUUGCUAGAGCAUUUGAUUUGGUGAUAGCAAACUCGAGUUUCCCGAAGAAGAGGGAGCACUUGGUCACCUUCCGGAGUUUGGUGGCCGAGACUCAGAUUAAUUAUUUACUCUGCAGGAAGUCCGAUAGAGGUCUUUGCACGGAUUGCAAGGUCAUCCCGAGUGAAAACCUCUCGGCCCUUCAUAGGCUCCUGGUCAUGGACCUUGAGAUCACGAGGAAGAGGGCGAUGCAUAGCCAACAUAGGAUCAAGUGGGGAGCCUUGACAGAAGUUAAAGCGCAGGAGUUGGGGUCAAGCUGGUGACUAUGAAGGCUUGGAGGAGUAGUGGGGACGCAAGCGCUAUGUGGACCACGACUGCGCAGUGCAUUAGGGAAGCCGCAGGUGAGGUAUUAGGGGUCUCAAAGGGUUACUCUGGUGGUCACAAGGGAGAUUGGUGGUGGAAUAGAGAAGUGCAAGGUAAAGUGAAAUCCAAGAAAGCAGCGUAUCUGAAGCUAGUGGAAAGUGUAGACGAGGAGGAGAAGAUGGCGAAUAGGGAGCAUUAUAAGUUGGCCCCACGAUGUGAGUUAAGACUGGCUUCAAAGUUCAAACAACUUGCAAAGAUGAGAAGAGGAAUAAGUUGAGGAGCAGCAGAUUCAACUGAUGCAGCAACAGAUUCAGUCAGGAGCAACAAUAUUCUUGAUAACAAUAAGCAGAUUUAGUCAGCAACAACAAUAAGUAUAUUCAAGCUUAUAUUCUUGACCAAUAGAAGGACAACAAUAGACAACAAAAGCCUACAAUUAGAGCAACAGAAAAAAGACUUUAUUAACUCAUCAAGAAGGGACAGAACAAAGCCACAAAAACUUGAGAAAAUGCAAAAUAUGGACAUGCAUUAUAGAAAUGAUGCGUGGGACAAAUUGUGUUCCUACAUGCCCAAGGAUUACUACUUGUAGACAAAAUGUAAUUUACAAGGUCAUACUGUUCCAGAAAGUUUGCUC
Molecule: messenger RNA, 1446 nt
Organism: Nicotiana tabacum (common tobacco)
Lineage: Eukaryota; Viridiplantae; Streptophyta; Magnoliopsida; Solanales; Solanaceae
Source: RefSeq, a predicted model, not a curated record